This is a messenger RNA of Prunus avium (sweet cherry), 699 nucleotides long. Lineage: Eukaryota; Viridiplantae; Streptophyta; Magnoliopsida; Rosales; Rosaceae. The record is from RefSeq and is a predicted model, not a curated record.
ACAACCUCACAUCCCUACGUCAGUUGGAGAUUUCUAAUUGUGGGAAACUAAAGUAUCUUCCCACUGGGCUACAAAUCCAGGUCUCUCUUGAGCAGUUGAGAAUAGAGAAUUGCCCUAAACUAGAGACUGUUCCAAAUGUAGACAACCUCACAUCCCUCCGUCAUUUGAAGAUUCAGAAAUGCGAUGGAUUAACAAGUCUACUGAGUAAGUUGCCAUCCUGCACAUCUCUUGAGCUGUUGUCUAUUGAGUCCUGCAACAAUUUGAUAUCAGUUGCGGAAGAUGUAUCCAAUCUAAGUUCUCUUUCCUCAUUAAGCAUAAAAGAUUGUGGCAAAUUAAAAUAUUUUCCGAGAGGGCUUCAUUGUCUCACUCGUUUGAAGGAAUUGGAAAUAGGUGGUUUCUGUAAAGAGCUUGAUUCUCUGCCCGAAGAAAUCAAGUACCUCCAUUCUGUGACAUCUUUGUCUAUACAAUCUUUUAAUGGCAUGGAGGCUUUGCCAGAGUGGUUUGGUAACCUUACAUCUCUUACCAGCCUACAUAUAGACAGUUGUGAGAAUUUGACGCAUCUGCCUACAAUCAAAGCUAUGCAACACCUCACCAAAUUUCAAACGCUAUGGAUUGUUAGAUGUCCCCGUGUAAAGGAAGGAUGCAUUGAGGACAGCGGGUCAGAAUGGCACAAGAUUUCUCACAUUCCAUAUAUCAGAG